AUGGCUGACUGAAACCUGUCCUGGGAUUCAGUGUUUCAGGAGCAGUGCCCCAGCACUGCUCAGGGAAACAGUGUGGUUAUGGUGAGGUUUGUAGAAACUCCGAGCCACUUUUCCUGGAAGGAGAGUUACUACCGAUCAGCCAUGUCCCAGAGCUCGCAGCCCAGGGAAUUCCUCAGCCCAGAGGUACUCCAGCAUAUCUGGGACUUCCUGGAACAGCCAAUAUGCUCGGUUCAACCAAUUGAUUUAAACUUCAUCGACAGCCCAUCUGAAAAUGGACCUACUAACAAAAUAGAGAUCAGCAUGGACUGUGUCCGGGUGCAGGACACAGAGCUGAAUGACCCAAUGUGGCCGCAGUACACGAACCUGGGGCUCCUGAACAGCAUGGACCAGCAGAUCCAGAAUGGCUCUUCCUCCACCAGCCCCUACAACACUGAGCACGCACAGAACAGUGUCACAGCCCCUUCGCCUUAUGCCCAGCCCAGCUCGACUUUUGAUGCCCUCUCACCUUCCCCAGCCAUCCCUUCCAACACAGACUACCCAGGACCUCACAGCUUUGAUGUAUCAUUUCAACAGUCUAGCACAGCAAAGUCAGCAACAUGGACGUAUUCCACUGAACUAAAAAAGCUGUAUUGCCAAAUCGCCAAGACAUGUCCUAUUCAGAUCAAAGUGAUGACCCCACCGCCUCAGGGAGCUGUUAUCAGGGCUAUGCCAGUCUACAAGAAAGCUGAACAUGUCACUGAAGUGGUCAAACGCUGCCCGAACCAUGAGCUGAGCCGGGAGUUCAACGAAGGGCAGAUUGCUCCUCCCAGCCACCUGAUCAGGGUGGAAGGGAACAGCCAUGCCCAGUAUGUAGAAGACCCCAUCACUGGAAGGCAGAGCGUGCUGGUCCCCUAUGAGCCACCCCAGGUUGGUACAGAGUUCACAACAGUCUUGUACAACUUCAUGUGUAACAGUAGCUGCGUGGGAGGGAUGAACCGGCGCCCAAUCCUCAUCAUUGUGACACUGGAAACCAGAGAUGGGCAAGUCUUGGGCCGCCGAUGUUUCGAAGCCCGCAUUUGCGCUUGCCCAGGCAGAGACCGCAAAGCAGAUGAGGACAGCAUCCGCAAGCAGCAAGUCUCUGACAGCACAAAGAAUGGUGAUGGUACGAAGCGCCCUUUUCGACAAGGAACUCAUGGCAUACAGAUGACAUCUAUCAAAAAAAGACGCUCCCCAGAUGAUGAGCUCUUAUACUUGCCAGUGCGGGGACGUGAGACCUAUGAAAUGCUACUAAAGAUCAAAGAGUCCCUGGAACUUAUGCAGUACCUUCCCCAGCACACAAUUGAGACCUACCGCCAACAGCAGCAGCAGCAGCACCAGCACUUGCUCCAGAAGCAUCUCCUUUCGGCCUGCUUCAGGAGUGAACUCACGGACUCAAGGAGAGACCCUCCCAAACAAACCGAUGCCAUCCUAAAACAUUCCAGCCCCCCAAACCCAUCAGUAUAUCCAUAAACUGAGCUGGUGGGGUCACUUUGCCCAGCUGGCAGGACUAGGAACAGUGGGGCAAAUACACAACCUGACAGCAACAGAGUAAAUAGAGCAAUAUUAUGAAGGGACUCAAAAUUUGCAAAAAGAACAGACAUUUGUACAGACCUCUUAGCUGUAGCCCAUAGCAUCGGGAGGUCAGGAACCACAAUGUUGUCUGUCCUGAUGUAACUUUUUCUUCCUGUUUUUGUAAAGUGUUGAUACUCUUUCCUCUUCUGUAUUUGUGAAACUCAGCAGUGUUUCUCUGAGCAGGUCUCAAUUUUAAAAUGCCUCUUGUCUUGUUUAACUUUUAAAAUGUGUUUAUGGGUUGGGGUGUGGGGUAGAAGAGGGGUGCUGUUUAAACAGUCUGUGAUAGUCAGUUUGGCCUGUUUUAAUGCCAAUCAUGCAGUAAUAGUACAAGUAGCUGAAGUAUUUGUACUGCUGGACAGGAGGUAAUAAUUAUAUGAAUUGGCACUGGUAAGAAAUCAGUUUUAUUUGUAUUUUUUUUCUGUAGAAAUGCCCACUAAUUUGGCAUCAUGAAUUGUUUCCCCUUAUUUCUAAUCUUAAAGGGUCUGACUCUGACAUGAAAAUUGUAGGGAAGAUUGGGUGACUGACUUUGUGCCAGCAGCCCUGGCUUUUGCUUUGCUGAGUUUAGGAAGGUCCUUCCUGAUGCUGUGGGCUCAAUUUAUGUGGGCUGAGCUGCACAGGUUGAAUGUGAGGUUUAAGUCCUUCCAUGUUAUGACAUCCAUGAGUCCCUGCUCCCUUUGCAGCUGAGGAUGUAAAGGGCAGUGUCGAACACUGCUUGUUGCCCUACCUGUGAAAAGAGGUUUGAGCUUGACCCUUUCCUUACAGAUGUUCAGCAGUUAUUAGAUGUUGCCUUAGAUUUUUCAUCAACCAUACUGCAUUUUACUCCAUCACUACAAACCUCAUAGUGCAAAAGGAAAGCAGUGCCAGCAUAUGCCUCAGGCCAUGCCCACCUUGUCCAUUAAUCCUGCAACCAGUGGCUUUUGCUUAUUAUGUACAUGAAGUGCAUCCUCUCUUAGCAAUUCCUGCAUAGAAGACUUUUUCAGCAAGGACUUGUAAAUCCUUGCACUGGUUGUAUCAGACUUUACCUCUGAAAAUCAUUUGUAUGGAGCUUAACAAGGAGGAUUUGAAUCAUUUGGGAACUUCAUUUCUGUGUCAAGCUCAGACUAGCACAAAGGAGAAAUGAUCAACAUGCAAGUAACAUGCCAUGGACUUAUCCUGGCACUAGGUGUGGAUACUGGUGAUGGUGGAGGAGUUGAGAGUGGGAAUGAUGCCUCCUGGAGCUUUCCCCACUGGGAGGUGCUCAAACACCCUUACAUGAACAAUAGCCCUUAAUGCUGGUAGAGAAGUGUCUUUCAACCCACAUUUUCAGCCAGUGGCAUCUCUCCUGAGGAACCCUCGUGUUCAUGGCCGCAGGAAACAGUAGUGUAAAGAACUUACUGAAGGUACACCAGGAAUGAUGUCCCCUGUGAGCUUGUGUCUACCCAGAUCAGCAGUGGUUGAAGAAAAGAGGUUCGUCACAAAUGUCAGUGAUCAGUAGCCCCUGAGAAAUACAGAGAGCUAGGCUGAUACUGAUGAGAACCUGUGUGCCUGCAGUGCAAUCAAUACUGGAUUUAUUUGGGGCUGCGUGCAUAGCUCUGAUACACUUGUGGUUAGGUACAGCCUGAAGAGAAGGUGCCUCCCAAAUGCAGAGUGAGCCCCCUGGCCACCCACCAAGGAAAAAAGCCUGAUACAGUGGGAGAACACUUUCAUCUCUGAACAUUACGUCAUCUGCUUCCAGGCAGCAGAGCUGUGAUCUGAGCAGGUGAUGACUCGUACUAACAUCAUCCUUGGGAGCCGUAUCACAUCUCUGGGUAUCUCCUUAGUUGUGUUAACAAGACUUGUUCUACCAUAGAAGUGUGGGGGAAGGCUGAUGGAGAAAACCCCCCAGAACUGUGACUUAGUAUAAAUAAUAACUAAUUAAGCACUAGUAGUGAUUUUUUUUUUUCCAUAUAGUUGCAGCUCUAUUAUUGUUCCUUGUGUAAAGCUAACCAAAUCAAGUACCUCUCUACUUUGCCUGGAAACCCCAGGAAGGACUUUAAGAUUAAAAAGCAGGUAACUAUUGCUCUGUGCCUUUUUAUUCGUGAGAAGAAAGGCUAUUCCUUCGUCUGUGAGAGGUUGGAACCUGAACUGCAAAUGCAGCCCAGAUGCAGGAUUAUGGCAUUGUCAAUCUGUCCUUCCAGUGAAGGCUUAUUCCUGGAUCUUGGGUCUGUCUGCUUGUGGAUGGCAAAACUGAAAUAUUGCAACAAACACACACAAACCCGUAUCUAGAGCUCUGCUCCACAGCCUGCCCACCAGCAAGUUUGAGGAGGCAGCCCACCAAAAGGUACAAGAUGUCCACAGCCUGCGCAGGGAGAUUCUAGCUCAUGCUCCAGUUCAUCGUCAGGUCUGACCUCUAGGAAAUCUUUGUACCAUGAUGGGCAAUAAAGCACCUGAGACUUCCACCAAGUAAGAAUCUAAAUUAUUUGAAGCUUACUGCUCUCUGAAAGGGCUUUCCAAUUUGUCCUCCUUACCUAUAAGAGGAUGAUGAUAGUAAAGCAGGUCUCAGUGGUGACUUAAUGUGCUCUCCAGCUUACAAAGUGGUUAUCUUAGAAGGUACUUUAUUUUUUUUAUCAAAUAACAUGAAGCUGGAAGUGAUUGGAGUUACUUCAUAGUUGGUCUUCUGCAGGUAAAAGAAGAAAACUUUUUCCCAGCUGUCUUUUGAUUAAUUCUUUGUCCUCUCUGGGCCUUUGGAAAAGCCUUUUCAAGGAAUAACAAAGUGGAAUAAUAGGACCUUAUCAGUCAGUGAGGAUAUAUUAUAUCACAUAGUUGAUGUAUAUCCACUCCCUGUAUUAUAGCUCCAUUUCCUGGAGAGCAGAUUGCAUCUGCUGCCUGCCAUGGGAAAAUCCCAUACCUGAAAUCUAAGAGGAGUCAUUAUUGCCACCUUUUCCCCUGUGCUGUAGUUAUUAUGUGCCUAGUGACCAUCAGAGCUCCUCCUUUCCAUGAUCCCAUUUAUACAAUAGCUUGUUCCAAAUCUAUAAAUCACUUGCGUGGUUUAAAGAUGCACUAUUGCUUGCUUUAGAAUAGCAGCUAUUAGAGAUGUGGGGAGCAAGGGCAUUCCUCUGCUUUUCAGUGUCUCACUUCAUGGGCCUUCAAAGCGGAUAAGUGCAACUGAGCAUCAUCUGUGUCAUCUGUGUGCCGUUAUUAGGCCACAUCAGUGACACCCCAGUGUUACGCAGCCCAGUGGGCAACCAUACAUGAAAAAAAUGUUAUGGAUGGUCAUGUUGACUAUGUGUCAGCUUGGGAUGUAAUCCUUGCUGCUCCUUCUGUGGCUAGUGUAAGGAAAGGCAAGCCCAGAACUGGACAGCUUUGAUUCUACCUGGGUCUCUCUGCAUUGUGAUUAACUCUAGGUCUUCAGGGAUAGAAAAACUGUAAGGACAAGGGCUUGGAUGAAAUCUUAAAUGCUCUGAGCCUGAGCUGCCCUAUUCUUAGUGGACCUUAAUUUGCAUUAAGGCUGCUUACAUGAUGGUGUACUCAUCUAAUGUGAAUGGGGAGUCUGGGACUUGUCUACUGAAUCAGGUAAUUGGUCUCUCCAAAUACUUUCCUACCUCUGGUGAAGGGCUGAUAUCCAGUAAGCUGGGAAAGUGCAGAAUUAUAUAAGGUAGCUUCUCACCUGAACUGUGCUUCUUAUAUGGGAAAAGGAAUUUCCUUCUUUACCUCUUGAAGUGAUCACUAUAUGCCUUGAAGCAUCACAGACAACUGCCCUCAUAUGAGCUUGCAUAACUACAAAUGUUAUUGGCUAAAUAAUUACAUAGCCUCUUGAAGGGAGAAAUAUCAGUUGCAGAAUGUGACUCAGUGCCUUUUGUAUCAGACUGUUCCAAGAAGUUAUAAUAGUCUCUUAAUUGAAGUCCUUAUACCUUGAUAUUAAAAUGCAUUUCAUUGGCAAUGAUAUCAAAGAAAUGUUAAUGCUCCUACUUCUAAUCUUUCUUGAGACAUAGUAAGUAUAACUUUAAUGAAAAUCACUGUGCAUGAUACUCUUAUUAUACCUGGGAUUUUAAAAAAAAGGAGGGGAAAAAAAUAUAUUUUAAAUGAAUUCUCAAACACCAUGUAGUCUGUGUAUUCAAUACCAAACCAUUUUCUUGUGUUCCUGAGGAUGUUGCUAUAUUGAUGUGUGACAUUCAUUUUCAAUAAAAUUUUGCAUCUUGGUU
Neopsephotus bourkii (Bourke's parrot) is the source of this 5750-nucleotide messenger RNA. RefSeq names its product tumor protein p63 (gene TP63). The record is from RefSeq and is a predicted model, not a curated record. Gene Ontology annotation, cellular component: nucleus. The transcript has 11 exons. Gene Ontology annotation, molecular function: RNA polymerase II cis-regulatory region sequence-specific DNA binding; protein binding; DNA-binding transcription factor activity, RNA polymerase II-specific. NCBI's taxonomy places the organism in Eukaryota, Metazoa, Chordata, Aves, Psittaciformes, Psittacidae. Gene Ontology annotation, biological process: apoptotic process; regulation of transcription by RNA polymerase II; protein tetramerization. The coding region runs from base 79 to 1488 and encodes 469 amino acids.